UGAGUUCGGUCUCCCAAAAUAAAACUCUGUGUAGUCAUUUGAAAGUUAGCCACCGUUUCGGAGUAUCACCAAGCAAAUUCUAGCUGCAUAUUAGUUUCGCGCUUGGCUACGCUUCGACCCAGAAGAUGGUGACUUUCCUCCAAAACGUUAGUUUUCAUCGGACUGCAUGGUUUAUAUCACAGAAGAUAGAACUAAUCAACCUAUGAGUUUCAUACCUGUGUGUAAUAACAAUAGAGAAAUAUUUUAUUAUUACAAUAAUUAGAAUUCUUAUUUUUUGGCAUUAAAAUUAAAGCAUAACGGAAAGCCUGGAUUACUCGAUGGAUAGUUCUUUUCAAUCGGACUGUUGGCAGCCUUGGUUCCGAGUGGCGAACUGUAUGAAUAUUUUCGGUAAUGUGGACGAAGUUGUGCUGAGAAGGUACUUCGGAUUUGUUUGAGGUUGGUGUUUUUAAAUGGGUUCUAUGAAGUUAGUAUUUAUGCCCGUGGCAACGAAUUUGGUGUUCAGAAGAACUUCAAGGCCAUAUUUGUCCCUGUUAGUAGUACAAAAUUAUAGUCACAAUGUUUCUCAAGAAGUAGUUCCAGAUGUGAGUAAGACUGCCGAACCGCCGUCAGUAAAGAAGAAACAGCAAAAAUCUGCUUUUGUGAAAAACCUUUUCCUUGGUGAAUUUGACCAUGAUGUUCUUACUUACCCCGAAGUUCUGGACAAGGAACGGUUGCAAACGCUUAGUGAACUGGUUGCACCCAUUGAGAGAUUUUUCUCAGAAGUUGAUUCCAAGAAGAUAGAUGAAACUGGUCAUAUCCCUCAACAGACAAUAGAUCAAUUGAAGGAUUUUGGUUUAUUCGGUCAGCAAAUUCCAGAGGAAUAUGGUGGUUUAGGUUUGAAUGCCACAGAGUAUGCUCGGUUGUGUGAGGUCACUGCUGUAGAUGGAUCAAUUGCAGUAACACUAGCAGCACACCAAGCCAUUGGGCUCAAGGGGAUUCUUAUUGCUGGUAAUGAGGAACAGAAGCGUCAUUACCUGCCACGUCUAGCAACAGGAGAGUGGAUUGCAGCUUUUUGUCUCACAGAAGCAGGAAGUGGAUCUGAUGCUGCUUCCAUCCAAACACGUGCAAAACUGUCAGAUGACAAAAAGACAUGGAUAUUAAAUGGAAGCAAGAUUUGGAUCAGUAAUGGUGGCUACGCAAACUUAUUUACAGUUUUUGCAAAAACAGAGAGGGUGGACCAUGUUGGAAGAGAGCAUGAUGUUGUAACUGCUUUCAUAGUUGAAAGAGAUUUUGGUGGUGUAACCAGUGGAAAACCUGAAGAUAAAUUAGGAAUCAGAGGAUCAAAUACAUGUGAAGUGAAUUUUGAAAAUACUCCAGUGCCAGCAGAAAAUGUCUUAGGUGAAGUUGGUGAUGGCUUCAAAAUUGCAAUGAACAUUCUGAACAGUGGACGCUUCAGCAUGGGAUCUAGCUCAGCAGGUGUUCUGAAGCAGCUGAUAGGUUGGACUGCUGAGCAUGCCAUUAAUAGGCAGCAGUUUGGAAAACCCUUAACAGAAUUUGAAUUAAUUCAAGAAAAAUUUGCAAAAAUCACAUGCUUAACAUAUGCAAUGGAAAGCAUGGCUUACCUUACAGCUGGGAUGAUAGAUACCUAUGAAAAUCCAGAUUGUGCUGUUGAGGCUGCUAUAGUGAAGGUGUUCAGUUCUGAAGGCUGCUGGUAUGGUGUCAAUGAAUGUCUACAAAUUCUUGGAGGGAUCGGGUAUAUGAAGGAUUAUCCAUAUGAACGCAUCCUUAGAGAUGCCCGUAUUACAAUGAUUUUUGAAGGAACAAAUGAAAUUUUAAGAAUUUUCAUUGCUUUGAUGGGAAUUCAACAUGCUGGAAUAGAGCUGCAGGAGAUAAUACAAAAGCUCAGGAAUCCCCUUAUGAAUCCUAAUUUUGUCAUUUACAAAGCUUGGCAGAGAAGGCGACAUGCUAAUGAUUCACCAAAGUUGAUUCUUGGCUUGGAUGGAUAUCUACACCCUUCAUUACAGGGUUCAGCAAAAUUACUGGAAUACUGUGUCUUGCGUCUGCAAUAUGGAGUAGAAAUUGCUUUGGCACGGCAUGGUCAGUCUAUUAUUGACCAACAAAUGACGCUCAAGAGGCUUGCAGAUGUUGCUAUUGACAUUUACGCUAUGACUGCUGUAUUGGGACGUGCUUCACGAUCAUACUGCAUUGGAUUGCAGCAUUCAGCUGAAGAGAUAAAUUUGGCGAUCACUUUUUGCAAUGAUGCUCAUAUUCGAGUGAAAAGGAACAUCCUUGAUGUUGAGGAUGGCCCAUUUAUAAAUAAUGACGACAAUUACAAGGAAGUGGCGAAACAAGUGUUCAAGAGCCGUGGGUAUUUUGCAAAGCACCCACUUACAAGAAAUUACUAGUACAUCAAUGAUGCAAUGAAUCACUGACAGUUUUUCUGCAUCACAUUGUGUGUAUGUGAAAUAAUUCUAGAGUUGUACAAAAAUAAAAUAUAAAUCACAACUUUUAUUCCAAAGAA
This is a messenger RNA of Cryptotermes secundus, 2500 nucleotides long. RefSeq names its product complex I assembly factor ACAD9, mitochondrial. The transcript is spliced from 10 exons. The record is from RefSeq and is a predicted model, not a curated record. Lineage: Eukaryota; Metazoa; Arthropoda; Insecta; Blattodea; Kalotermitidae. Bases 450 to 2384 code for a protein of 644 amino acids. Gene Ontology annotation, molecular function: flavin adenine dinucleotide binding; acyl-CoA dehydrogenase activity.